AUGGUGGUAAAGAUCGGACCCGGAGGUGAGCAGGCGGAGGGAGGAGAGGGCGGGGGGCAGAGGCACAGAGAGACUGUUGGACCGCAGAUCCCUGGCAACACCGGGGGAAGGGGGGUGGUGGGUGGAAGGGGAACGGACGGGCAGGAGGGGAGGAGGGAUGGUGAUGUGACAGGUCAGGUGAUGAUGGGUGAAGUGAUGAUGGGUGAGGUGAUGAUGGGUGAAGUGAUGAUGGGUGAGGUGAUGAUGGGUGAAGUGAUGAUGGGUGAGGUGAUGAUGGGUGAAGUGAUGAUGGGUGAGGUGAUGAUGGGUGAAGUGAUGAUGGGUCAGAUGAUGAUGGGUGAGGUGAUGAUGGGUGAGGUGAUGAUGGGUGAAGUGAUGAUGGGUGAGGUGAUGAUGGGUGAAGUGAUGAUGGGUGAGGUGAUGAUGGGUGAAGUGAUGAUUGGUGAGGUGAUGAUGGGUGAAGUGAUGAUGGGUGAGAUGAUGAUGGGUGAGGUGAUGAUGGGUGAAGUGAUGAUGGGUGAAGUGAUGAUGGGUGAGGUGAUGAUGGGUGAGGUGAUGGGUGAGGUGGGGAGAGAGGUGGGGAGAGAGCGAGUGAGAGGGCAGCUGGGGGCAGGGCGAGGCAACUCACAGCGUGCGACUCACAGCGAGUGCAGGCGGGAGAGCGUGGUGAGGGCGAGGGGGAUGGAGCCUAGAGCGAGCAGUGACGCAGGUGGUGCGAUGGCCGAGUGCAGCACGCGGGGAGAGUGGCAUUUAUGGUCCACCACGGGACCAACACAUGCAUGUGGGGCAGCAGGAGCAGCAGCAGCAGCAGCAACAACAGCAGCAACAGCAGUGGGCGGAGUGGAGGCACUCAUGGUGCACGGGCCCUCCGCUCUCGCACUCCAUGCCUUCGCGCCUCCGCCCAUGCGCAUCCGCUAUGCCCCGCUGCUCCCCUCAUCGCCCCUCGCUCUCUUUCCACCCCGCUUCCCCCCUACGCGCUCCCGGUCCCCCCGGGGCACUGAUAGCUCUGUGACCAUGCUGCCUUUGUCGCACGUGACCCCCUUCACCUGCGCACAGUCCGCGCCUUGCGCCCACCCCGCCGCGCUCAUCCCCCACUCCGCCGCGCACUCCUUCAGCGCCGCCGCUGCGCGCUGA
Molecule: messenger RNA, 1134 nt
Organism: Closterium sp. Naga37s-1
Lineage: Eukaryota; Viridiplantae; Streptophyta; Zygnematophyceae; Desmidiales; Closteriaceae
Source: the annotation of a GenBank genome assembly